Salvia splendens (bonfire salvia) is the source of this 597-nucleotide messenger RNA. RefSeq names its product scarecrow-like protein 18. The record is from RefSeq and is a predicted model, not a curated record. NCBI's taxonomy places the organism in Eukaryota, Viridiplantae, Streptophyta, Magnoliopsida, Lamiales, Lamiaceae. The transcript has a single exon. Bases 1 to 597 code for a protein of 198 amino acids.
AUGAGCUUUUCUUUCCAUGUCAUAACAUCCGAGGACAUCCUGGAUCUUAAUCAGAGCAUUCUUCGCCCAGAUCCUGAAGAAACAGUCGUCGUCCAAGCAGCGCACAUCUUGAGGUUCAUGAUUCCGGAGCCUGAAAUCUUGAUGUUAGCCGUACGAAGCCUCAACCCACAUGUGAUGAUCAUCAUUGAAGUCGAAGCCAAUGUUGAUUCUAAGGUUUUUGUCAACCGCUUCGCUGAGGCUCUCCUUUUCUUUGGGGCCGGUUUUGACUACUUGGAGCAGUGUCUUAAGGAUGAUCUUGCAGCGAGAAACUAUGCCGAAUUCGUGCUCUUUAGCCCUUCGAUAAGACACAUUGUUGCGGCCGAGGAAGAGGAGAGGAAGUUCAGAAUUGUAGGCAUCAAUUUCUGGAGGGGGGGUUUUGUUAGGUUUGUUAUGGCGGAGACGGAGCUGAGCAAACUAGUGCUCAAUCACGCUAAUUCCGUUCUCAACAUGUUCGACUGCCGUGGUUCUUGCAGACUUGUACUAGAUGGAAACAGCCUCAUUGUUGGAUGGAGGAUACACCAAUAUUUUCACUAUCUGCAUGGAAGUUUCAGAAGAUAG